Lolium rigidum is the source of this 689-nucleotide messenger RNA. RefSeq lists its product as uncharacterized. The transcript has 3 exons. Bases 70 to 375 code for a protein of 101 amino acids. The record is from RefSeq and is a predicted model, not a curated record. Lineage: Eukaryota; Viridiplantae; Streptophyta; Magnoliopsida; Poales; Poaceae.
UUCCCUACCACACCACCACCCGUGAGCCAGAGACAGAUCAGAGCACGCGUAGUUCUUUCUUUCCGAGCAAUGGAGCCGUGCCGCUUCCGGAAGCCGAAGCCUCUGCUCCUCUUCUUCCUCAUCGUCGUUGUCCUCCUCCUCCUCGCCCUGCGGCCGGCGUCCGCGGUGCCAGCCUCAAGAAGCAUGCAGCUCAGGAACCUGCAGCGCCCGCCGUCCAUGAAGCUUUCUUCUCUGCAGGAGACGAUUGCAGCUUCGGGGAAGCACCUUGACGGGAGGGCCAGGCCGGCGGCGAGGAUGGUCGUGGAGGUGAACGACUACCCGGGAUCCGGCGCCAACAACCGCCAUGACCCGCCAAAGGGUCCAGGAAGAGGGUGAAGCACCAAGCUUAGCUAGAGCGCCCCACUGCAGACCAUAAACUAAAUACUAGGCCAAGAAAAGAUCCAAGUGAUGUUUUGUUCCGGCGGUCUUCUCUUCGUUAGUACUACCACCAUCCGUCCGUCAGUCGUCGUGUACAUGGUAUAUACUUUCCCCGGUUCAAAAUAAUGUCUAAAAAUGGAUGUAUCUAGCAUGUUUCAGUGUAUAGAUAUAUCAUUUUUUAGCAAUUAUUUUAAAAUAGAGGGAGUACCAUGUUUCGGAUGUUAGCACACAGUGUUUUUGAAGAGAAAUUGCUCCUUGGUUGGCCCUGCUUU